Molecule: messenger RNA, 3277 nt
Organism: Coregonus sp. 'balchen'
Lineage: Eukaryota; Metazoa; Chordata; Actinopteri; Salmoniformes; Salmonidae
Source: the annotation of a GenBank genome assembly
CCCUUUUGCCUAUCGCCUGCUCGGAAGUUACGGGUCGGACCAGUCGGCGGCUACCACCCACCUUUGUUCCUCCAAAAAUAAUACAUUUUGACUUUCCAUAAUAAUCGAACGUGACAACCGCGAUCAGUUGGAUAACUGCCGAGCAUAAAGAGGGGUUCUGUUGGUCCGAACAGAGACAGCAUGGGGAAAAUAGAAUGGGCUAUGUGGGCCAAUGAACAGGCUCUGGCGGCGGGUCUCAGUGAGUAGAGAACUUUUGUCAAGUUUAGACGUCUGAGUUUGGUAUUUGUAUUAUGGUUUCAACUGUUAGAGGAAUGCGUAAUCCCAUUAGUUGUGAGUUAUUACUGUAUACGAAUAGAUGUUUUUCCAGUAGGUUACGCCUAACUAAAAACAAAAUGAAUAACAUUUUCCAGAUAAAAAUAUUAUCAGUCAUGACAUUAUAUUGGUAGUGAAAAUAUUUGUCAAAAUAAAACGUGUCUGUAUAAAAUACUAAAUCAAAUCAACUUGGGAAAAAAGUGUGCAAAUGAUUUGGUUCUUGGCACAUUUUGAUUUGAAAGUUACAGUAUAUAUAAAAAAGUGUCUUAAUCUGUGACUUGCAGGAACUGUUAUGAUAAACGAAACAUUUUCUUCUUCCUACUUCCUUAUUUCAGUUCUUCUUACUGGUGGCAUAGUGGGGGUGGCCGGCCAGUUCAGGGACUGGGAGUUUGCUGCUUAUGCUAUGUAUCCUUUCACUGGGGCAGAGCUGUCUCUUACAGUAUAAUUCCAUGCACAAAAUGGUAUCUAUUGUCGUGAUUAAAUGCUGAUUUACCAUUGACAUGUCACAAGGAAAUGUUUGUAGAUGCAUUAUAGACAUCUACACCAUAAUGUAUCUUAUUUGUGCAUUUAUGUCCAGAUGAGACCCACGUUUAUAUUUGCAUUGUAUAGUGAGGUCCAGGUGUACCUGUUGUUGUUGAGGAACCUUGACUGGUGUGCCCAGAGCUGCAGGGGUCUUUGUCUGUCUACUAGAGUACCCAAGGGGCAAGAGGAACAAGGGAACCAGCGUAGAAAGGACGUGAGUACCCACAUACACCAUACCAAGCUAACGUUUCUGUAAAGUCACUCUAACAGUGAUGCAACAGAUAUGUUUCCACCAGUUGAAAGCAAGUCAUAACAAGUCGUCAUCACUGAAAGUUUGUAAGUUCACUAUACAUAACUUCUAAUAUUGUGAUUCUUCCAGGGGUCAGUACUGCUUCACUGUCUGUGUGAAGUCAUUCGGCCCACUGACCAGGAACUACUAUGUCAGAGCGUUUCUACAUGCAGCGUGAGUACACAGUGUGUCAGUCUAAUCAGAUCUCUGGGCUGAGACUACAUUCUUUCCCUUCACUGUCUACUUCCAGCUAUAGCAGAGACAGGUUGUGUCAUUGUGCACAGUCAUUCCUAACACCACCUUCAUAGUUUAAAUGUCACAUUGCAUGUUAUCAGUGCGUUGCCUUUGUAACACUCUUUUUCUGUGUGUGUGUUUGUGUGUGUUUAUAGGAUCUGCGUUCCUGGUGGUUUCAUCCUUGCAACUGUCCUUGGCUGUGUCUGCCUCGGCAUAGCUAGCCUCAUCUACCUUGCGGUUAGUAUUUCAAGUAUUUGAAAGUAUUUGACCCAAGUUAGGUGGUCAGACAACAACAAGGAAAUGGUUCAGACAGGAAACGCCACGUAUUAGUUUAACCAUUUAUUAGAAGAUUACAAUAUAUGCAGUACAUUAGUCUUGGUGUUAGGCUCCGCUCCUUCGGGGUAGCUCACUGCCAGAGCAUAGAUCAAAUAAGAUAUAAUAAUAACAGGCAAUGAACAAGGUAUGCUAUACCAAUCCCCCUGACCGAAACAAAAGCAGAGUCCAAACAGGUGGAGGCUGGGGUGGGUGGUGGGAAAGCAGAAAACAGACACGCAUGGCGAGUAAUGCAUGUUACAGCAUUAGCAUGUCACCAAGAACACCAGCGCAUAGCUUACCCAUGGCAGCCAUCAGAGAAUGUGUGAGCAAACCUGGUCAACUAAAUAGACCGCCAUAUUAAGGUAGUGUGAUAAAUCUAAUUGGUGCAAUAUCAGCUGAUGCUAUCAGUUGAUGCAACACUCAGGUUUCCUGUAUGAACCUACUGCGCUUGAUUUACAAGGAAGCAUUUGUUUGCCCUCUGGUAUUUUUAUUGAGACAUUAUUAGCUAGUUAAGAAACCCAGGCUGUUAGGGGAGUGACUUGGCUGUUAUCACCUGUUGUUGGGAAUUCACUGCAUGCAUGUUUCUAGAGAGCAGCACCAGAGCAACCCAUUUAUCUAUGUUAAUUGAGGGAGCCUGAAUGAUCUUUUGUCUGUAUGUCUUCCAGGCGGCCAUCCGAGGGGAGCAGUGGGAGCCCAUCAUGCCCAGGAUGGAGAGUGCCCGUAAGCCGGUGGCAGAGAGCAUCAAGCUCCCUCCCCAGAACCCUCCACCACGCCCACCCGCUGAGAUGCGCAGGAAACGGGCAGAGGACCUGGAGGCGGCUGCCUAUGUCAACCCCAUCGCUGUCACUGCCAAUGACUAGAUCCCCUUACUGUCCUUCCCUCAGGCCUGCUGGGCUAAGCUCACUCAGGUUAGCUUAUAGUUCCACUGAGCCCCAACCAAAACCGAUAUACAGUGGGGCCCCACCCAGGCCAUGCUCACUCCUGACUGCCAUUGGCUGAGGGCCGAAUCCUAAAUUGAGAUAGAUAUGUUUGCAUAACUUAGACUUUUGUGUAAAUUGGGCAUUGGCAUCAAUGGGGAUUUUUUAUGGACAGGUAUCAAGUUAGGAAUCAGGCCUCGGAGAGUAGAGGGAUGUGGAGAGGACACACUGCUGCUGAUGUUUGAUGAUGUAUAAGGGAUUGUAUUGAAGUGAGAUGUUGCUGUGCCUUGUGGAUCUUUAGUUACUGCUUUUACAAAAGGUUUGUGUCCUAUGUCUCUGCACCGCCUGCCACAACUCUUUCAGUUACAAUAAUUUUGGUCCCCUAAAAAGGCUUUGGAAUGUAAAUGGCAAAGUUUGUAUUCUUGUUGUGACAGUAAGUUAUUUUGUGAGUAAUUGGAUGAAUAGAAAAUCAACCACAUUUACUGGCACAGAUCUAAUGAAAUUAUUUUAAAAGAGAAUGAAGAGCUAUUUAUAUAUUUUGUAUCCUCAGAAUAUACUGUGUUCUUUUACACUGGAAUGUUAACUGUUUAUAAGCAAGCACUGUUUUGCAUUAUCUCUUUCUCUUUUUGGCCAGUUUACUAUGUCAGUGGCCAACUAGCUGUAUGUUGGAAAGUUAUGUGUUCACCAC